UUUAUCUACACUUAAUUUAUCAAAGGUCUCGAUCAAUGAAAACGCCAUUUCUUCCCCUAACUCUCCUCCUACAAUGUUCAUUUGUACUUAGCCUCCAUCUCCACCCACUUGAUCCCUUAACCCCCGAAGAAAUCAACGAAACAAGCAUCAUCGUCAAGAAAUAUCACAAAGGCAACCCCCAAGAUCUCGCCUUCCAUUACGUCGAUCUCGAAGAACCGGACAAGAGCCAUGUCCUCCGUUACCUCCACGACAAGAAGCCACGCAAUAUCACCAAGCCUCCAUCUCGUCGCUCUCUCGUGGUGGUUCGAACCGGUGGCCAGACCCACGAGCUGGUCGUCGACCUCACCGCCUCAAAAGUCGUGUCGGACCAUCUUUACACUGGCCCUGGCUUCCCACCGUUUACUUUCAUCGAGCUUUUCCGAGCAAGCAAGCUUCCACUCACUUACCCUUUGUUCAAGAAAUCGAUUAUUGGUCGAGGCUUGAACGUUUCGGAGAUUUCUUGCGUGCCGUUUAGCGUCGGUUGGUACGGAGAAACGAUCACGAGACGUGAGGUUAAAGCCACUUGCUUUUACAGAGAGGGGUCUGUGAACGUUUUUGCCCGACCAAUCGAAGGAAUCACCAUAACUAUUGACGUGGACUCCAUGCAAAUCGUGACGUACGUAGACAGAGUGACAAACCCUGUUCCUCGCUCGCAAGGUACGGACUUUCGGACCAAAAACAAGCCGUACCGUUUCUCUUGUAAAGUUUCCGACACCGGAUUCGAAACCCGAGGGAAUAUAAUCAAAUGGGCGAACUGGAAAUUCCACGUCGGAUUCAAUGCAAGAGCCGGGAUAAUCAUAUCGACGGCUUCGGUUCUUGACCCGACAAGUGGGAAGUUCAGGAGAGUGUUGUACAGAGGACACGUGUCGGAAACGUUUGUUCCGUACAUGGACCCGACGUACGAGUGGUACUACCGCACGUUUAUGGACAUCGGAGAGUUCGGGUUCGGGAGAUCCGCCGUUAAUUUACAGCCGUUGAUCGACUGUCCACAAAACGCUGCGUUUUUUGAUGGACACGUGGCGGGACCGGAUGGGUCGGCGCAGAAGAUGAGCAACGUGAUAUGUAUCUUCGAGAAGAAUGGAUAUGGUGCUUCCUUUAGACAUACUGAAAUCAAUGUUCCUGGACAAGUGAUAAAUAGCGGAGAUGCAGAUAUAACUUUGGUUGUUAGGAUGGUCGCCACUCUCGGAAACUAUGAUUAUAUUAUGGAUUGGGAAUUCCAAAAGAGUGGAGCCAUGAGAUUUGGGGUGGCCUUGACGGGUGUUUUGGAGGUGAAAGCCACACCGUACACAAAUAACGCACACAUAACGGAAAACGUUCACGGAACACUAGUAGCGAAAAACACCGUCGCCGUCAACCACGACCAUUACUUAACAUACUACCUGGAUCUUGACGUUGACGGUAACGGCAAUUCCCUGGUCAAAGCCAAACUCAAAACGGCGAGAGUAACGGACGUUAAAGUCUCACCGAGAAAGAGUUACUGGACGGUCGUCAAAGAGACGGCGAAAACGGAAGCCGACGGUAGGAUUCGGCUCGGCUCGGAACCGGCUGAGAUUCUGAUAGUGAACCCAAACAAGCAUACAAAGAUAGGGAACACGGUGGGAUACCGGCUGAUACCGGAACAGAUACCGGUGACUUCUCUGUUGUCGGAAGAUGACUUCCCACAGAUUAGAGCCGGUUAUACGAAGUAUCCGGUUUGGGUGACCGCCUAUAACCGGUCAGAGAGAUGGGCCGGUGGGUUUUACACUGACCGGAGCCGUGGAAAUGACGGCUUAGCUGUAUGGAGUAGCAAGAACAGAGAUAUCGAGAACAAGGACAUAGUUCUAUGGUACAACGUUGGGGUUCAUCACAUUCCUUACCAAGAAGAUUUUCCGGUAAUGCCAGCACUUCAUGCCGGAUUCUCUCUUCGGCCAUCGAAUUUUUUCGAUCACAAUCCUUUGCCCUCUGAUUAGAACGGAGGGUUCAGUUUAGGGGUGCGCAAGUUGAAUUAUAUCAUUGAGAUCGUUAUGUUUUAAUUAUUUGAACAAGUAAAUCUUGUGUACGAUUGGUUUGGUUCAUGUUUUUUAAUAACAUAAUUAGUUCUGUUUCUGGUUUGAA
Messenger RNA from Tarenaya hassleriana, 2133 nucleotides. RefSeq names its product primary amine oxidase. Lineage: Eukaryota; Viridiplantae; Streptophyta; Magnoliopsida; Brassicales; Cleomaceae. Bases 36 to 1988 code for a protein of 650 amino acids. Gene Ontology annotation, molecular function: primary methylamine oxidase activity; copper ion binding; quinone binding. Gene Ontology annotation, biological process: amine metabolic process. The record is from RefSeq and is a predicted model, not a curated record. The transcript has 4 exons.